AUGGCUGCCGAAGACCACAAUAAGCCGCCCAAGCCUUGCGACUACUUUGACAUGAUUGGCGGUACCAGUACAGGCGGUCUCAUUGCGAUCAUGCUAGAUUGCAUCAGUGCUUACUGCAUGCUUGCCGACAAGGUCUUCGAGAAAAAGAGCCAUCGAGUUACCCUCAAUGGCAAGGUCCAGGGCAGAUUCAGCGCUGCCCAGCUUGAAAAGGUUGUCAAGAAGGUGAUCGUCGAGCAAAAUUUGAACCAAGACGAAUUGUUCAAAGACCCGGCCGAUUCUUGCAAGGUCUUUGUUUGUGCAACAAGCAAAGACGUUCACCAAUCCAUUGUCUGCUUCACGACUUACCCAUCUCGUCGCCUUGUCCCACAUCUCUAUAACUCGACUACCAUCUGGCAAGCCUGCCGCGCCACCUCUGCUGCUACGUCCUUUUUCGAUCCCAUUGCCAUUGGCCCCAUGGGUGAAGAGUUUGUCGAUGGCGCUCUUGGAUUGAACAAUCCUGCUCAAGACGUAUGGGGUGACCAGCUUGAGAAGAAUUUGGCGUGUCUGGCGAUCGCAACAGAGACCGAACAAACAGCCAAUGACUUCCAGAACAACCAUAGGACUCUCGAUGCAGAGGGGCGCUAUUACCGCUUCAAUGCUCACGGGAUGGAAUCUAUUGGGCUUGAGGAGUCUAGGAAGAAGAAGGAAGUUUCUGCAGUGACAAAUCAUUACCUCAGUUCACCUGAGACUCUUAAGCGGUUGCAGAAUUGCGCAAAGAAUCUAUCACGAAGAGAGUACUACGGUCCCUAUCGGGUCGAAUUCUCUCUUCGGGGUAUGCCGACGUCAAACAACUUCGUGCCUCGACCCUCUGAUAUUACUGAUAUUAAGAAAUCUCUUCUUCCUUACCACCAGAAAAAACAAGGGUGCAAUGUCUUUGUUCUUCACGGGCUCGGCGGAAUUGGGAAAACUCAAUUAGCUGUCAACUUUGCACGGCAAUACCAAGCUGCCUUCAGCGCCAUCUUUUGGCUGGACGGCACAUCAGAAGACAGCCUUAAACAAAGCUUUGCUAUUUGUGCAAAGAGGAUACCAAAAGACCAGAUUCCUGAGAAUAUCAGAAGUCCAAAAACAGGCGAUGAAGUCGAUCUCAACGAUAUUGUGGAGCACGUACAAGAGUGGCUCGCAAAAGAUGACAAUGUCGAUUGGCUUUUGAUCUUCGAUAACGUUGAUCUGGAUCAUACGCAAGGAAAAAUACCGGGCGCUUAUGACAUUCGAAAGUAUCUUCGGAGUGACCACAACGCAGUCCUGAUUACAUCCCGGUUGUCCAAGCUAGCACAGCUUGGCGAAUCCAAGCGCAUUGAAUCUGCUGACCCAGACUUGAUGAUGGAUGAUGAUGCACAAAAGUUGCUGCAUUUAUUAGAAGGUCUGCCACUUGCACUCGCGCAAGCCGCUGCAUAUAUGGGAGAAUUAAACCUACAUGUCGCUUCGUAUAUUCGCCUAUAUGAGCAGCAGUGGGAUGAACUCUUCCAGAAUACGGACUCUAGCCUGCUAGACUACGGUAAUCGCAGCGUGUGGACGACGUGGACGAUAUCGUUCAACGCGAUCGAAACGAGGGACAAGAACGCUGGGAAUCUACUACGGCUUUGGGCUUUUUUCGACAAUAGAGAGAUGUGGCACAGUCUACUGCAAGUGGCCAGAAAUGACCAGGAGCAGUGGCCCAAAUGGCUCCGCGAUAUAGCAUGCAACGAGGUUAGGUUUUUCAACAUAGCGACACUGCUGCUCCGCUACUCUAUGAUCGAGGCCCGAGAGUCUGAGCAAAGCAGCUAUAGCAUGCAUCCGGUAGUGCAUAGAUGGAUGUCGCAUAUACAAGAUGACGCUGGGAAGAGAGUGUUUCUACGGCUAGCGGUAAUGUUGAUAGGAUUUUCAGUGCCCGACCGUACGACUAAGAAUUAUUGGGUACUCCAGCGACAGCUUCUCCCUCAUGCGGAGAGGUGCUUAUGGUGGAUGGAAGAAUUAAAAGGAGGAGAGUGCAACAUUGAAGACAUUACCAUUGGUCAUGCAACACAUAGCUUGGGCCUUCUCUACUCGAAUCAGGGCCGGCUAAAGGAGGCUGAAACGAUGUAUCAGCGAGCGCUAGAAGGCUACGAGAAGGCGCUCGGACCGGAUCAUACGUCGACUCUCGAUACAGUUCACGGCUUGGGCAACCUCUAUACGACUCAGGGCCGGCUGAAGGAGGCUGAAGCGAUGUAUCAGCGGGCGCUAGAAGGCUACGAGAAGGCGCUCGGACCGGAUCAUACGUCGACUCUCGGUACAGUUAACAACUUGGGCCACCUCUAUGAGACUCAGGGCCGGCUAAAGGAGGCUGAAGCGAUGUAUCAGCGGGCGCUGUCUGGUUAUUCAGCAGUCUUAGGCUCGUCCCACGCGAAAUCUCUCCUUGUCGUAAAGAAUAUAGCAUCUUUACAACUUGCAAAAGGUUCAUCGUUAGAAAUCGAAUCGUCGUUCAAUUAUUCUUCGGCAGAUGAAAUUACCUCCACGAUAGUUGAAGCUCCGCUUCAAUUAGGUUCAUCAGCCGCGACUAAGACGUCGUUGUGGAGGACGCGCUCAAAAAUUUGGAAUAACUUACGAGAUAAGAUACGCAGAACCCCUACGAGAACUACGCCAUCUGAAUCGACGGAAGGCUAA
Molecule: messenger RNA, 2658 nt
Organism: Neurospora tetraspora
Lineage: Eukaryota; Fungi; Ascomycota; Sordariomycetes; Sordariales; Sordariaceae
Exons: 9
Coding region: 1-2658 (885 amino acids)
Biological process (GO): lipid metabolic process
Molecular function (GO): protein binding
Source: RefSeq, a predicted model, not a curated record